AUGGACCCGCCUCCGCAGCCACGGGCAGAGAGGUAUCUGAGCUACGAAGAGUUCCGUGAACAAGAGCCGCCGCAAGCGCGGCUUUUACGUUUGCGUGGUCUUUUUGAGUUGCUUGUUGAUCAGGACAGCAGCUCGGCCCUGGCGGGUGGACGUGCCAAGCAGAUGUGGCGUGCGCGUGCGAGUCGCGCGCGGUACGGUGCUGGUGGCGCUUUGGCUACAGGCAGUCUAGUGGACCAGAAGGAACCUGUGCAUGCAGCCAAGGCAGCGCACCAGCGCGAAUGGCUUGCCCUUGUACGUCGGAACCGCUAUGCCAGCGAACUGCUUGCCGAGUGCCGCAAGCGGCACGCAGAGCUUGAGAAGCAACAACGGGAAGCUCAGGGACAUGGCGAUCAACACUCGCUGCAAGAUACACUAUGGAGCAAAUGGCAUAGCGUAGUGAGCCUGGUGCAUGAAGAACUCAGUGUGGAAGACAAACCAUCGAUAUGGGCAUCAAUUCAAAACCUUCUGAGCUCUGAUAUGCCAUCUAUGCUAAUGAGUCGCGAGUCUGGUUGGACUGGCUCGCGUGUUUGGGGCCUGCAGGCUCGUGAAAACGGCUCCCAUGGCCACGAUACCCCUACACCAACAUGCACGGCAACAUCAUCCAAUGACAAAGAACGAGCGAGGCAGCGCCAAAUUGAAUGGGAAGGAUUCGUUGCUUACGCAGAGUUCCAAGAACGCGCCUUAUACAGCCUGUUUGGCGAGAUUGAUACCAAUAAGGACGGCAUGUUGGAUGAAGAAGAUAUCCAAGCGGCCUUUGAUAAAGCCGGCAUACGUAUGACCCAUGUGGUGUUGGACGAUUUUAUUGCGAGCAUAGCGUCCUCGGGCGUCCAGGAUGUGAAAGAAUUGCAUGCCCGGGACCUGUAUGUGACGUUCCCCGAGUUCCGUGACUACUUGCUUCUUUUGCCUCGCAAACCUACUGUGCCGGAAAUUUUCCGUUUCUACCAGGUACGGAAGGCAGUAGGUCUGUUUGGCACCGAAGGCAUUUUUGCUGAACUUGGGGCGGCCAUGGGAAAGACUGCCCGGGGUGUGACGCAUGUGAACUUCGACGGUGAUAUGACGUACUCUGGCGAGUUGGACAGAGAUGAGAAGAAGCAAGGAAAAGAGACAGAUGGAUGUGUGGAGGAAGAGGAGGCAUCGACCAAGGACAAUGAACCGUCGGAGGAUGCAAAGCCGAAGUCGGAUAUGAUUCAGUUCGACGUGGCAGCCAAGUUUCUGCUGGCGGGUGGCCUGGCAGGGGCCGUGAGUCGUACAGCUACUGCGCCAUUCGAUCGAUUAAAGAUUUUCUUGAUGACAUCGCGAGCCUCGUUGAGUCCUGCGGCGAUGGGCCAAGGGGCCACGACGACCAAGUCGGGCUUUGGUGCGCUGGCCCAGGGUAUGAUUACCAUUUAUCAAGAGGGCGGCCUCCGUGGGUUCUGGCUUGGUAACGGUUUGAACUGCAUGAAGAUCAUUCCCGAGUCGGCCAUCAAAUUUUUCACGUAUGAAUACAUGAAACGGUUCUUUGCGAAGUACGUGGAUGGCGUCUCAGAUUCGCGGGAUAUUAGCGGAAUGAGUCGCUUUGUGAGUGGCGGUGUGGGUGGUAUCACGUCGCAACUCUCCAUCUAUCCCAUUGAGACGCUGAAAACUCGUUUAAUGUCCAGCAUGAACAACCAGGGUCAUGUGCGUGGUAUGGCCUUGCUGUGCCAAACGGCCCGAGAGAUGUGGCAACGUGGUCGAUUCCGAGCGUACUAUCGGGGCUUGGGAGCUGGAUUGUUGGGCGUAUUCCCCUAUUCUGCCAUUGACAUGUCCACCUUUGAAGGCACGAAGCUGUUCUACUUGCGCUACACAGGCAAGGACGAGCCAGGUGUAUUGGCCUUGCUAGCCUUUGGGAGCUUUUCUGGUAGCGUGGGUGCGGCAACAGUGUACCCUCUUAACCUGGUUCGAACGCGGCUGCAGGCCUCAGGCACACCUGCCCAUCCAUUUAUCUACAAAAGUCUCUGGGAUGCCACCUACCAAACAUUCCAACGUGAAGGUAUUCUAGGUUUCUACCGUGGCCUGAUUCCUACGCUGGCCAAGGUGGUACCUGCUGUAUCGAUUAGCUAUGUGGUGUACGACCGGGCCAAGAAGACGCUGGGCGUUGCCUAA
This is a messenger RNA of Malassezia pachydermatis, 2160 nucleotides long. Its product is annotated as mitochondrial carrier. NCBI's taxonomy places the organism in Eukaryota, Fungi, Basidiomycota, Malasseziomycetes, Malasseziales, Malasseziaceae. Gene Ontology annotation, biological process: transmembrane transport. The transcript has a single exon. Bases 1 to 2160 code for a protein of 719 amino acids. The record is from RefSeq and is a predicted model, not a curated record. Gene Ontology annotation, molecular function: calcium ion binding; ATP transmembrane transporter activity.